Molecule: messenger RNA, 1344 nt
Organism: Darwinula stevensoni
Lineage: Eukaryota; Metazoa; Arthropoda; Ostracoda; Podocopida; Darwinulidae
Source: the annotation of a GenBank genome assembly
CGUCUCGACGCCUUUCCAACCGUGGUAGAGAAGAGAAGGAAUGCGAUAUGCAGCAGAGACGAAGGGGUCUCCGACACGCCCAUGUUACUGCAUCCGCUCUCAAACCAUUCGCUCCGUGUGCAUUGCAUGCUUCCGAGUCUCGUAGGCGUUGUCAUCCGACAUGAAGGUGGCAGGGAAAAGCGUUUUCAUCGUCUUCCUCCUCGUACCAGAUUCGUCGCGAAUGUCUUCUAUCUUGAUCCAUUAUUAUUCUCUCUCCUUAUCCUUGCCGGCGUCCCACCUUUUACAGGCAUAGUCUCCGGCGAGAUGCAGAGAAGCGAGAAGAGAAGUAAGAGACAGUCCAUGCCUCUUCUGAAAGUUCUCGGCCUCCACGACCCUCCGUACCUGAUGAGAUCGGGGGAGGAUUACGAGACCAACACGAAAUACGAGGGUUUCCUGGUGGACAUGCUGGACCAGUUGGGGAAUCUGGUCGGCUUCGAGUACGAAAUCGACAUGGUCAAGGACGGUAACUAUGGAAGCUACAACAACGCGACUCAGACCUGGACGGGACUCAUCGGUGGAAUCAUAACUGGUGAAGCAGACCUGGCAGCAGCUCCUCUCACGAUCACGUCGGGUCGUUCGGAUGCGGUUGAAUUCUCGAAGCCCUGGAUGUACACUGGCAUCAGCGUGCUCUACAAGCAUCUUCCCGUGGACUCUGGAAGCGGAUGGAUGUUCCUGCGUCCCUUCACAUUGUCCACGUGGAUAGCCGUGGCGAUCAUGUAUGUGGGCGUAUCGUUAGCGUAUUGGGUAGUGGCCAGGUGCUCCCCCGAGGAACGGCGGAGGUCCACCGAGAGCGGAGAACCUGUCUUUGGCAUCUUCAAUACCUUUUGGGCCGCCUUCACUCCUCUUCUCCUUAGGGGGAAUCAGGACAUGCCGCAGGCCCUGUCAACGAGGCUCCUGACGGGGAUUUGGUGGUCUUUCUCCUUCCUCAUCCUCGUCCUCUACAGCUCGAUGGUGGCGAAGGAGUUCACGACGGGGCAUUAUAGACCCAAGGUUUCUUCCUGGAAGGACCUUGCCGAUGGAGCCGUCAAUUUCGGGACCAUCAAAGGGGGUUCCACGCAACGGUAUUUCAAGACGUCGCAGAUUCCCGAAUACCAGAAGAUCGCCGAAUUUCUGGCUUCACACCCGGAACUCUCAUCCUCGAGCUUAGCUGAAGGAGUGGAUCGGGUGCUAAAGAAUCCGGGGACAUUCGCCUUCAUCAUGGAGACUACGUCCGCCGAGUACCUUGCAGCCACUCGAUGUGAAAACCUUGUCGUUGUGGGACCCGAAUUUCAUCGAAGUGCCUAUGGCCUUGCUUUGAGGAAGGGU